Molecule: messenger RNA, 1158 nt
Organism: Prosopis cineraria
Lineage: Eukaryota; Viridiplantae; Streptophyta; Magnoliopsida; Fabales; Fabaceae
Product: LRR receptor-like serine/threonine-protein kinase EFR
Exons: 3
Coding region: 1-1158 (385 amino acids)
Molecular function (GO): protein binding
Source: RefSeq, a predicted model, not a curated record
AUGGGAAAACCUCCUUCCUUUGCUUUCUUGAUCUUCUCAUUCCAUUGUUUCAUAUCCUCCUUAGCUUUGAUUGAUACAAACGUCACUGCUGAUAAAUCUGCACUUCUUGGCUUUAAAUAUUUUAUCACUUCAGAUCCACAUGAUUCCUUAUCUACUUGGUUUCCCUCUUCUUCUCCAUGCAGUUGGGUUGGUGUCACUUGCAAUACUCACCAUGGAAGGGUCCGUUCCUUGAAUCUUGAUGGCAUGAAUCUUGAAGGCACCAUAUCUCCACAACUGGGAAAUCUCUCAUUUCUUGUUGAACUUGAUCUUAGUAGCAAUAAUUUUCAUGAUCAAAUACCAACAGAGUUUGUUCGAUUUCGUAGAUUGAAACUAUUGAACUUAAGUUACAAUGACUUUCAUGGACAAGUUCCAGCAUGGAUAGGAGAUAUAUCUACACUGGAGCACUUAAAUCUUCAAUAUAAUAAUUUUAAUGGAUUAAUUCCACUAUCUCUGUUCAAUCUAUCAAGGUUAGAGACAUUAGAUUGGAAUUUUAAUUUAAUUGAAGGAACCAUUUCUGUUGAGGUGGGAAGACUUGAGCAUUUGAAGAUUUUACAACUAGCGGAUAACAAGCUUUCAGGAACCAUUCCCCAAACGAUUUCUAACUUAUCAUCACUUGAAUUACUGAGUUUUUCUUUUAACACUUUGUCAGGAGGCAUUCCAAAUGAGAUUGGUGAUCUUACACAGCUACAGAUGAUAUAUCUUGGAGAUAAUCAACUUGUUGGUUCUUUACCAAUCUCAUUAUUUAACAUAUCAUUGCCACAACAAGUUGAUCUUGCAAUAAAUAAUUUAUCUGGGAGUCUCCCAACAAAUGUGUGCUUUGGACUUCCAAAACUUGAAAUAUUCUAUGUUGAUGGAAAUAAUUUGUCUGAAAAAAUGCCUUCCGUUUGGCAUCAAUGCAAGGAAUUGGUAGAGUUACAAUUAGGUGAUAACAUGUUCAAACAAGGAAUCAUUCCAAGCGAUAUUGGAAAUUUGACAAACCUCCAAUUCUUGUGUCUUGACAAUAGCAAUUUACAAGGUUUUAUACCUAAAGAAAUAGGAAAUCUCGCUAAACUUGAAAUCUUAGAUUUGGGAUCAAAUCACUUGAGUGGAUCCAUUCCUUUCAAUGGAACAUUGUGGUAG